UUGCCGGAGUGUCAAAACUUAAAAAACAAUGUUGAUUGUUGUUUGAUUAACUUACCGGUCGUUAAAUUUUAACAGAAGUAGUAGUUUAACACUUAACUUAAUUGAAAUGGAUAAUUAUCAAAAACAACCCUUAAAAUUGUACAUACAAGACAUUUUUCGCGCCAAAAGGACAGAAGAAAAUAAAUAUAUCUACGAAAUAUUCGGUAUUAAGUUUAAGAAUAUUAUGAUACACGGUGUAGUCACGUCAAUGUACAAUAUUACAACAAAAACCACUAAUUUCGAGAUAAGCGACCCUACUGGCUGCGUGCAAGUAUAUUAUGACUCAACGAAAAACAACACCGCUGUGUCCGAUGCUACUAUAAAAGAUCUAGUGAAAAAUCUUUCAAUAAUUACAAGAAGAGGUGACGAUAACGCACCUACAAUGUCUGCAUUAUUUAAUUCGAUAGAAAAAAAAUAUAAGAACCCGUUUGAUUUUGUUGAGGGUUCAAAUGUUAGUGUGAUCGGUGAUAUAUUUAUUGACGAUUUAAGAAAUACUAGAAUGGUAUCUGCUUAUCAAUGUAAGACUACAGCGGUGGAAAGGGAUAUUGUUUGGUUAGAAGAAUUAAGGUAUCUUUAUGAUAAAUAUUACAUACAGACUGAAUCCUAGAUUCAUAGUCCUUAUGUAAUAUUUAUCAUAAAGAUUAAUAGAAAUAAUUGUACCUUCUGUUAUUUAGUUAAGGAAUUUGUUUAUAUUUACAGUUGAUCCACAUUAAUCCGAUUAAUGUCAAUGUAUGUUUCAAUAUGUGAAUUGUUCACGGCAUAGUAGCUAUGUUAUUUGAUGAAUUACAAGAUGCUCUUUCUCAAAACAGAUAUGAAAUACAAGGGCUCGGUAGCAGUACUCUGUAGUCUGACAAAGUUGAUCACCCAAAACUGCGUUGUAUAUGCCUUGUUUGUUAGAUUAGUAUGGAUUCACAGUACUUCAAUAAAAUAUGCCUGAAUACAAUA
Messenger RNA from Nymphalis io (European peacock), 984 nucleotides. RefSeq lists its product as uncharacterized. Bases 107 to 646 code for a protein of 179 amino acids. The record is from RefSeq and is a predicted model, not a curated record. Lineage: Eukaryota; Metazoa; Arthropoda; Insecta; Lepidoptera; Nymphalidae. The transcript has a single exon.